UUCUCCUGAGUUGCAUCUGCCGCAGUGUCAUCUUCUGGUUACCAUAAUGGACAAGCUGCCCUCUCAGUCUGAGGCUGUGCAGGCUCUCUGGACCACAGGAAGCCAGUUCUCAGCAGAGGUUCCCAGGCUCUCUUUGUUCUCAGCCCUUUUUCUCGGUUUCCAGCAGUGCUCUGGUGAGCUCUCUCUUCCUGUUUGUUUGCCUGGAGUGAUGGAUAAUGGACAAGCUGAGGUUCCUGUCACCCUGUAUCACCACUUCUGUGUCCACUUGUGUGCCUUCAUUGCAUCCACACCCCCAUCACACUUUCCUCAGCUGGAGCGUGCUCUGCUGGAUGCAGUCCUUGGUUCUAGUAUGAUCACCUCUCUACUGGCUAUGGAUUCAUGGUGCUUCCUGGCCCGGUAUGGAACGGCUGAAUUGUGUGCUCAUCACAUCUUUGUGAUAGCCCAUUUGAUAAAGUCUUGCCCUGGCGAGUGUUACCAGCUCUCUGUCUUGGGGGUCCUGCUGAGGCGUAUGCUGUUCUUGAUGGCUCCAGACCACCAGGUGGAGUUUACCCAAAAGUUUCCUCCCAAAGAAGCAGAGAACCUGCUCCUGUGGCAGCAUAUUUCUCUCAAGGCCCUAACUCCCGAUCUUAGGAAACAAGUGGCGCACCAGCUCUGUGCGGUGGGGCUCACACAAUGCAGGCAGUGGCUGAGCGGCAGGUGCACUCUGGGAGAACUCCCACCUGUGAACGUUGCUCUCUCUGUCUUGCUGACUGUGUGCAAUUCUGCUGGCGACACUCUGGAGGCAGGACUACAGGCAGCAGCGUUGGGAGCUGCUAGUCAGCUCUGGGCUCUCCUCAAGGGCAAGCAGGUCUCAAGUCAGCCAUGCCUCCAGCAGACACUUUGCUUGCUCCUUCCACUACUGGAAUUUUUCAUCCAAACAUUAGACCCUCAACUGAUAACUCAGGUGUUUGCAAUGCAGACUUCCCUCCUUGAGUUGGAUCCCCCAGAUCAUGUUCGCUUGGCAGCACUGGAUCUUCUCUCUUCUAUGGGGAAAUUGUUUAUGCCACAAGAAAUUCAGGGGCAAGUUAUACCCAAGCUGUCACAUCUCUUUGCCUCUCUGUUGGCCGACAAGACUUGGCUGAUUUACCAACAUGCACUGGAGGCAUUCACUCAGUUUGCAGAGACAACAAAGCAUGAAGAUGUAGUGCCUCAGUGCCUUAAUUCUGAAGAAACUAAAAACAAAGUUGUUUGCUUUCUGGCCAAGGUAUCUUAUUGAAUUAUUUUACUGUUGUCUUGCUUGAUAGAAGAGGGGCUCUUGCCCACAGUAAACUGACACAAGACUGCUCUGUAAUUGGAAUCUGAUUAUUUGUUUUCUCGAGCCUUUUCAUGCCUGCUAAAGUUGGCUAGAAUGAGGAACAGUGAUGGCAAAUGCUGUGCA
This is a messenger RNA of Terrapene triunguis (Three-toed box turtle), 1417 nucleotides long. RefSeq lists its product as uncharacterized. The transcript is spliced from 11 exons. The record is from RefSeq and is a predicted model, not a curated record. Bases 47 to 1255 code for a protein of 402 amino acids. NCBI's taxonomy places the organism in Eukaryota, Metazoa, Chordata, Testudines, Emydidae.